AUGAAGGCUGUGAACCUGGAGGGACCCCCCCGUGCGGGUCGCCGGGAGGCAGUGAAGGACCUGUGGCUAGCGGAUUUAGACGGCAUGGAGCUAGGGAAGAAAUUCCUGGCCGAGGGUGAGGCGGGUGCCAGAUCUGUCUGCUUGAAGUUGAAGAAGACCAAGUGGACGCCACAGCAGCUGGUGAAUGUGGAUGAAAAGGACCUCUACACCAACCACCCUCUGCCAGGUUUCAGAGACAGCCAAGAACUUUUUGCCAAAGAGGCCGAGCUGUUUCCGCCGGGCGAAGGGUGGAUUCGACAUUCGCCCACCAUGUUAGUUCAUCAGCACAGCCAUGUCUACUUUGUCCAAAGCGGUGAAAAGGCGGGCAAAUACUGCCGGCAGGGAGCUGGUGGCACCGGACAGUGGGUGGACAUUGAGGCACCUCAUGCACCACAGGACUACGACAUCAAGGUUCGUGCUGCAAGCGCCUCGUGCGUCCGUCACUUGUCGGUCACCAAAAUCGCACGUCUUUCCUUGAAGUUGGCGUUGAGCUUCGUAGAUCGCCCGGCUUCCGGCUUCGCGCUGUUCCAGGGCUUGCGGACCCCAGAAGCUGCGCAGUGGUGUGCUGAGAACUUUCACAAAAAGCUCUUGCCGCGAUUGGCUGAGAAGAUCCACGUCUACAAGACGGAGGAGCUUCAAGAAAUCUUGGAGGCAACGCUUUCUGAGUUGGACACUGAAGUCAUGAAGAGCGCCUUUCCCUUCAGUGGCUGUUCCGCUCUGCUGGCGCUGCUGCUGGGAAAUCGCCUGGUAGUCGCUGGAGUGGGAGACUGUCGCGUCCUGCUGCUGGAAGGUGAGGGAAAGGCGUCUAGCGCAUCUCGACUGUUGGAUUGCGAAGGUCACUUAGAGGACGAAGAAGAGCAGCUGCGAUUCUGGCAGGCAGGUGGGAUGGUUGUGGAUGGUUUGUUGCAUCAUCAGCAAGCUGAGAAACUGGACGAUGCCAAGCGCAUCCUUUGCGCACCCAGCGUGUUUGAUGUGCUCCUGGCACCAGAUGAUGAGCUGGAUGUGAAGCAGGUGCGUGGGGCGUAUCGAAAGCUGGCGCUGAAGGUGCAUCCGGACAAGCAGAAAGACAAGGACUCGGUGGAGUUGAAAGCAUAUCAGUACGCUUUCGCACGUUUAGAAGAGUCCAAAGAACGACUCGAAGCGAUGAUUGAGGAGGAUUUAGAGGCCUGCAAGCAGAUGCGCCGUGUACUCCAUGCGGAGGUGCACACCCGUUCUGGUGCCGCAUCCCUGUUGGGUGUAGACUGGACACCAGCUUCAGAUUCCAUCUUGGAAGAGAUCGAAAAGGACGCACUGAAAGCGGCCAAGGAGUUGAAAAAGAAAUUUUCGAAGCUCCAGGCCUUUGUUCCUGAUUUCCGGCAAGCCGAAACGAUCUGUGACGAGGCGGUCAGGACCAUGGCACGGCCCUGCACGUUGGAGUCCUUGCCACGGACCGAAGCCUUGCUGAAGGAAGGGCUGCAAAUGAGCCGCGCCUUGGGUGUUCGCGACAUGCGAUCGCCACGCUCUGUGGUGGUGAUGGAGCCGAAAUCUGCAGCACACUUCGUGUCGACCAGCGCCACUGUGCGAUUCGCUCUGCUGUGUGGACCCACGUCCGCGCUGAAGGAUGAGGACUUGAUCCAGCGCGCCGCGGCACAUGCCCGAAGGCCAAAAGCCUCCGCACUGGCCUGGAACGGCUUGGCAGCUGAAGCAGCCUCCAGCGCGGCAGUUUGCAUCAGCAUCAGCCCCAGCGGCAAGGCCGAGGCGCCAGCCAAACGCCAGAAGACCGCGCAGGGAGCUGACACGGUGCGUGGGCGCCAUAUUUUACUGAGACAUCAGCAGGUGAGACAGGCCGAUGCGAUGCUCCGGCGAGACCCGGGGCGAAGCGUGCAGGAGACGGAGGAGUUGGCGCUGAAGACCUUGGAGACGCUGCUGAAGACGCCGAAUCAGUUCCCGAAGCUCUGCAGGGAGCUUUCGGACUGCCAGACGGGUGAACAUCCAGGGCAGCUCUGUGGCGAUCUGGGAUGGAUUGUACCAUGGCAGGUCUCGGCAGCCGGUCUCCAGAUGUUUUAUUUCGAUGAAUCGGAGGAAGGUUAUAGGUUGGGACAAACCUCGGGAUAUCGUUUGCCUCACAUUGAAGACCUGCAGGAAGAAACCACUACCCUUUUCCAGAAGUGCGGCCUUUCUAUGAGUCAAAAGGACCCUGAAUUUCACAGAUUGCUCUUGGCCUACGACCCGUCCUUGAAGGAGGUCAUCGAGUCCUACUUGCAGUCAUGCAAACGUUCUAAGUCCGGAAGCUCUGGAGAUGAUGACAAUGAUGACGAUAGUGAAGACAAUGAGAAUGAGGAUGAGCAGUCCAAGAAGGAUUUCCAUGAGUUCAAGGCAUGGUUGGAUACUACAAUUCCCGCUAGUUCUGAUGAAGCUCCAUCCAAGAUGAUGGCACCCGUGGCAUCUUGCAAGACAUGUGCGGCUCGCGAUCGUGUCAAGGCAGCCCGUCUGCUGGUCUUGCAAAAGCUGGCCGAGCUGAAGAAGCAGCCAUUUGCGAAACCUCCUGCAUUGAAGAAGCAACAAUUCCCGGAUGAGAAGCCUGAUGCAGGUUCUGCCAAGCCUGUCGUCCCAGCUUACGCACUGGACACCGAUGAUACCUUGCCCCAGGUGGUCCCUGAAGAUGGAUUCAACAUGGCAAUGGAUGUUGGUGACAUGCUGCCUGAGGAACCCCAGACCUCACCAGAAAAAGAACCUUCGAAGGUGCUCACUCGCCGUGACCAGCUCACCAUGAAGGAGGACAAGCAAAAGAAGCGCAAGUUAGCAGAGCAAGAGAAGAAGGCAAAGAAGGAGGCUGAGAGCAAGCCGAAGCGAAGGAGAUCUGCUAAGCAGGAUGAGAAGGAGACAACGGAGCCGGAGGAGCCAGAGCCCAAGGCUGCAAGCUGCAAGCCGGCAAAAACCAAGAGUAUGGCUAAGGCCAAACCAAAGAGGGAAUCAAAGAAGACGAAGAAGGUUGUGCCAAAGACACCGGAGCAAGUUGACAGUGAAGCUUCUGAGAGCGAUGGUCAGCAGCCUGCGGCAACUCCGAAGAAGGAGCUCUUCCAGUCUGACGAUGACGGCGGAGAUGAAAGCCCACAUCACCGUUUUGAUCAGAAGUCUGUGAAGGUCAUGCCUCUUCAGAAGGUCUUGGACAACUGCCAGCCUGAAGCUCACAUGACUACCAGGCGCCAAAGGGCAAAGGGAACUAUCCCAGCCACAGCUAGUGGUGCUUCCAUGGGGGAGGCUGAGGAGACUGAGAAGCCAAAGCGAAAGCCCAGGAAGAAGAAGGAUUCCGUCAUGAAGAAUGCUGCACGUGAAGAUCUACAGAUUCAGGGCCUCAUCCUUCAGCACCUGAAGAACGUGGAUAAGAUCACCGAGGAAGACGAGGUGAAAAAGUAUCUCGUGGAUUCGCUGAAGGACAAGACCCUGAACAAGGAGUACAGGCUCAAUGAGUACUGGAAGCGUCCAGCUGUUGGAGUGAAGGUCAUUGGCUUGGGUGAUGGCACUUUGAAGGGUGCUCCAGAGGUGGCCUAUUUCGGCAAGAGCUGCGUUGGGGCUUGUCCCAAUGUCCCGAAGCUCGAGCUCACUGUGAUCUACGCUUCGUGGCUGUCCGAGUUGACCGAGACGGAGUUGAAGGACUACGAAAAUCCGACCGGUAAGAUCCAGACCCAUCUCUUCUAUAUGAAAUACAAUGCAAAUGUAGCUGCAUCAAAGUUCAAGCCCAAAAAUACCCGAAACUGA
This is a messenger RNA of Cladocopium goreaui, 3777 nucleotides long. Lineage: Eukaryota; Dinophyceae; Suessiales; Symbiodiniaceae. The record is from the annotation of a GenBank genome assembly.